AUGUCAUUGCGUAUGCUCGUUGCGCUGUGCGUGCGUGAAUGCAUGUCUUCCUAUCACUCCCAUCUCAAUACUUUCCAUACACAAGCGUACAUACCACACAGAAAGAAGGGGAAAGAGAGAGAAAGACAAAGAGCGCCUUCCUCCCCUCCUUCAUUCCUCUUACGGCUUACAACCGACUGCCAUUCCGAAAAAAGUUCGCAAUUAAAGAAGCAGCGAUGA
This is a messenger RNA of Cercopithifilaria johnstoni, 219 nucleotides long. The record is from the annotation of a GenBank genome assembly. NCBI's taxonomy places the organism in Eukaryota, Metazoa, Nematoda, Chromadorea, Rhabditida, Onchocercidae.